AAUGGCCACAGUCUCCAUCACCUUGACAGCAAUCAUCACCAUGACAGCAGUCACCACCACAAUGGCUUCACUCCAGUAGAAUUUCCUGAGAAUACCCAGAAUGGGUAUUCCAGACACGUCCCCACUUCCACUCAUGCAUCUUUGCCAUCCAAAGAAAACAUGGUGGUCUUCUCCCUGGGCUUGCUGGCUUUGCCCUUCCUGCCUGCCACCAACAUGUUCUUCUACGUGGGCUUUGUGGUUGCUGAGAGGGUGCUCUACAUCCCCAGCAUGGGCUUCUGUCUGCUGGUGGUGCUGGGGCUGAGGACCCUGUGUGUACGAGCAAGGCAGAGAAGCUCCAGGACGCUAUUGCUGGGCUGUACUGCUGGGCUGCUCCUGCUCUAUAGCCUCAGAAUGGUGCACAGAAACCAAAACUGGCAGAAUGAGGACUCGCUCUACAGGUCUGGCAUCACUGUGAACCCCGCUAAAGCUUGGGGUAACCUUGGCAAUGUCUUGAAGAACCAAGGUAAGAUGCUAGAGGCAGAGGAAGCGUACAGAAAUGCCCUGUAUUACCGUGGCAACAUGGCUGACAUGCUUUACAACUUAGGUCUGCUGCUGCAGGAGAAUGAUCGCUUCUCUGAAGCUCUUCAUUAUUAUAAGCUGGCAGUCGGGAGCAGACCAACCCUGGCCUCUGCAUAUUUGAACACUGGUAUUAUUCUAGUGUCUCAAGGCAGCGUGGACGAGGCCAAGCACACAUUUCAGACCUGUGCAGACAUCCCAGAUGAGAAUCUAAAGGACCCCCAUGCUCACAAAAGCUCAGUCACUAGCUGCUUGUACAAUCUGGGCAAGCUGCUACAUGAACAGGGCCAGCAGGAGGAGGCCCUGUCCAUGUAUAAAGAAGCUGUGAAGAAGAUGCCUCACCAGUUUGCCCCUCAGAGCCUUUACAACAUGAUGGGUGAGGCUUAUAUGAGGCUGAACAAGAUUGAAGAGGCUGGGUAUUGGUACAGAGAGUCGCUUAAGGCCAAACCCGACCAUGUCCCAGCCCAUUUGACCUAUGGCAAGCUGCUGUCAAUCAUGGGCCAGACAGCAGACACAGAGCAGUAUUUCCUGAAGGCCAUAGACCUUGAGCCCACCAGGGGAAAUUGCUACAUGCACUAUGGCCAGUUUCUGCUGGAACAGUCUCGUUUAAGUGAAGCAGCAGAGAUGGCAGAGAAAGCAGCUGACCUGGACAGCUCCGAGUUCGAUGUUGUGUUCAGUGCAGCGCAUAUGCUCAGACAGGCCAGUCUGAACGAUGCAGCUGAAAAGUAUUACAGGAGGGCAGCAGACCUUAGACCGAAUUAUGCUGCUGCUCUCAUGAAUCUUGGAGCCAUCCUCCACCUCAACAGAAAGCUUCAGGAGGCUGAGGUCCACUACCUCCAUGCACUGCAGCUCAAACCAGACGACCUGAUCACACAGUCCAACCUGCACAAACUCUGGAACAUCAUGCACAAACAGGGCCUGAGGAGUACGGGGUCAUGAC
Molecule: messenger RNA, 1495 nt
Organism: Electrophorus electricus (electric eel)
Lineage: Eukaryota; Metazoa; Chordata; Actinopteri; Gymnotiformes; Gymnotidae
Source: RefSeq, a predicted model, not a curated record